This is a messenger RNA of Wasmannia auropunctata (little fire ant), 1373 nucleotides long. It is a transcript of the gene Had1, whose product is annotated as lambda-crystallin homolog. The transcript has 6 exons. Gene Ontology annotation, molecular function: NAD+ binding; oxidoreductase activity, acting on the CH-OH group of donors, NAD or NADP as acceptor. The coding region runs from base 92 to 1048 and encodes 318 amino acids. Gene Ontology annotation, biological process: fatty acid metabolic process. The record is from RefSeq and is a predicted model, not a curated record. NCBI's taxonomy places the organism in Eukaryota, Metazoa, Arthropoda, Insecta, Hymenoptera, Formicidae.
ACCUUCAAGCUGUCCGUGAGUAUAAAAUUCCACUCGUUACACGACUCACGGAAACGCUUUCUCUGCAGACAUCCGACCUAUAUCGGUAACGAUGACAACUAAAAAUGAAAAGAUUGGAAUCAUUGGAAGCGGUUUAAUUGGACGCAGCUGGGCGAUGCUCUUCGCCAGCGUGGGAUACCAGGUGACUAUUUAUGAUAUCGUUCAGGAACAAAUUAAGAGCGCAUUGGAGGACAUCCGUCAGCAAUUGAAACGUCUCGAAAGUGGCGGCCUUCUCCGUGGUACACUAACGGCGGAUCAGCAAAUUAAUUUGAUAAAGGGAUCGUCCGAUUUGGCGGAGACUGUGAAGGGAGCGAAAUUGGUCCAAGAAUGCGUGCCGGAAAAUCUCUCGUUAAAGAUGAAACUUUACAACGAUCUCGACAAAGUCGUUGACAACAAGGUGAUCUUAUCGUCUUCGACGUCCACAUUUCGUCCGUCUCUUUUCAGUGAAAAGCUAAAACAUCGUGAGCAGAUUAUCGUCUCUCACCCCGUGAAUCCUCCUUAUUACGUGCCGCUUGUGGAAGUAGUGCCAGCUCCAUGGACGCGUUCUGAUAUUCCUGAGAAAACAAAGGCUAUCAUGACUGAGAUCGGUCAGAAACCCGUUGUUUUCGGCAAGGAGAUUGACGGCUUUGCGCUCAAUAGAAUACAGUAUGCAAUCUUAAAUGAAACCUGGAGACUGGUGGCUGACGGAGUGUUAAGUGUAAAAGACAUUGACGCAGUAAUGAGCGAAGGUCUUGGGAUGCGUUACGCCUUUCUUGGUGCCUUCGAGGCUGCGCAUCUGAAUGCGGAAGGAAUGAAGAAGUACUGUGAAACAUAUCACAAAUCGAUCUACGAUACGAGCAUGACUUUUGGACCGGUGCCUAAAUUCACCGGCGAGAUGGCGGAGAAGAUCAGCAACGAAUUGAAUGAAAUGUGUCCGCUCGACAAAUUGCAGGAGCGACGCGCAUGGCGAGACACCGCCUUGACGAAGUUGUCCAUACUCAAGAAAGAGUUAGAUCAAAUAAAACAGUAAAAAUUUAUAUUUGUACAUAUGCAAUUGACGUGCCAACGUUAAAACUGUAUAAAAAACAGAUCCAUAUGAGUAAAUUUUAUCAGACUAAGACCGUGAGUUUCUUCAUGGAAAAAAUAUUAGAAACGAAUAAGUAUAAGAAUUUCAGUCUAUCCAUAAUAAAGAAACCGUGUACUGUGGAAUACAAUUUGAUAGAGUGAAAAUUCUUUUAUUCCUGUUACUAAUAUUUCUUUCAUAGUGCUCUAAAUGUGAAAGAUGUAUCACUGUGAUUGUAAAAAUUAAAUGCAAAUUAUAUAUAUAUACUAAUACAAUCGAGAUCUACAUAUUA